AUGGUCGCCUUUUGCCGCAACGACACAUUCACGGGACGUAAAGAUAUAAUUGCACGCCUAAAGGAGCUGUUAGAAGAUCAGAAUUACAAUCGUGUCGCUCUGUACGGAUUAGGUGGUGCUGGCAAAACCCAAAUUGCACUGGAGUAUGUUCACCAGCGCAAAGGCCUGAGCCAUGUAUUCUGGGUGCAUGGAAGCAGCUUUCUGAAAUUCGGCGAGGAUUACCGACGCAUUUUCCAAACCGUGGGAAUAUCCCAAGGGGGCCCCGAACCAAGUGAGAACGAACAGCUAUCAGAGGUCAAGAGAUGGCUUGAGUCUCCGGCUAGCGGGAGCUGGAUCAUGAUUAUUGAUAACGCCGAUAACGAGGCGGACUUUUCGGGCAAUAAAAGUCCUAUAUCGAGAUUCGUACCGCAGAGUUCUAACGGAAAGAUCGUUAUUACAACACGAUCGAGAGUGGUAGCUAGCCGCCAAGGUUGUAGUGUUGUUGAAGUGGGGAAGAUGAGGACUGAGGAAGCUAGGGAGCUCUUCUUUCAGCGGUUUGGCAAAACAGUUGGAUUGCAGGAUCAUGACCUCGAGGCUAGUAAUAAGCGGCGGAAAGCGCUACUUUCAGAACAGUUCUGCGAUAUCCGUCGGGAGGUAGACAUGACGGAGAGCAUUCUGAGCACUUACUUUAUCACUUUCGAGCGGAUAAAUGAGAAAUCCCCAAAGGGCGCAGACCUUCUCCGGCUGAUUGCCUUUUUUGACCGUCAGAAAAUACCGGAAGAAUUGCUUGUUAAAUCCGGCUUAGAGGGAAUGAAUGACCCAAUCGAAUUCCGCAAGGCAAUCGGAGCUCUCUUGAACUUCUCGCUUGUCACCCGGGCAGAGGGCGCAGCUGUGUAUGAACUUCACAGAUUGGUACAACACUCCAUUCAAGUCUACUUAAAGCAGGAGGAGGUGCGCAAAUGGAGCAGAACAGGAUUAAGUGUGAUAUUGAGAUUAUUUCCUCCGCACGAGCACAACGUGCGGGAUAUCUGUGCUUCCUACCUUCCGCACGCACUUGCCAUCCUUGAGAAUUCGGAUGAUCCUUUGGUUAGUCCUGUUCAUUACCGUGUGGCCAUGCAUCUCCAGAGUAUCGGCCAUUACAAUGACGCGGAGGUUCAAAUUCGGCGCUGCAUUCAACUUGAAGGGGACACAGACGAAAACGACUGCGGCUCACUAGCAAGAUCUAGUCUUCUAGCUACGGUGUUGGUGGCAAGGGGUAGAUAUGAGGAGGCCGAAAAUAUCUUCCGGCGUGUGCUUGAAGGAAGGGAAAAGGUGCUUGGAUCAGAUCACCUCGAUACUCUAACAAGCGCCCAUAACCUUGCUUUAGUACUGGGGCAGUUAGGGAGGCAUAAUGAGGCGGAGAAGUUAAAUCGUGCACUUGUUUGGAUUCUAGACGCUCUAGGAAAAUAUGAUGAAGGAGAAAGGACGAAUAAACGCGUAUUGGAUACUAGGCAGAGAGUGUUGGGGCCGGGACACCCUGACACACUUUCUAGUCUCCAUAAGCACGGGGUUAUGCUACAGAGGCUCGGGAGGUACGCAGAAGCAGAAAAGUAUUACCGACACGCACUUGAAGGACGGGAAAAGAAACUGGGGCCAGAGCACCCUGAUACCUUAUCCAGUGUCGAUGGCUGGGUCAUGGUGUUGUUAGAGUUGGGGGAAUAUGCCGGAGCAGAACAACCCGCGCAACGUGCGUUCGAGGGGUAUCAGAAGAUAUGGGGGCCAGACCACAAGUCCACUCUCAUGGCUAUGGGUAAUCUGAGUUCGGUACUGCAGGGAUUAGGGAGGUACGAUGAAGCAGAGACGGUGCUCCGGACUGUGGUUGAAGGGAGGGAGAAAGCCCUAGGUCCAGAGAGUAUGAUAACGCUACUGAGCGUGAAUAACCUGGCUUUACUCCUCCACCAUCUUGGGCAAUUUGAGGAAUCAGAGAAACUCCAGCGACGUGUGUUUGAAACGAGAGAGAAGACACUAGGCCUAAUAAACGAAGCUACUCUAAGCAGCCUCAGAAAUCUAGCUUCGGUAUUGCGUGACCAAGGAAAAAACGAGGAAACUGAGGAGGUGUCUCUAAGAGCGCUAAAAUGCUGUACGGAAUUAUACGGGGAGGAGCACCUAGAAACCUUGACGUGUGUCGAGAACCUAGCGUUGUUUUUAUGUUACCGCCAUAGGUAUCAAGAUGCAGAGAAGAUGCAGAGGCGCGUAUUUGAAGAAAGAAAGAAGAAACUUGGGCUGGAUCACCCCAAUACGUUUGUCAGUGCCGACAACCUAGCCGCGAUUCUCGCCGGUUUAGGUAUGUAUGAUGAGGCAGAGGAAAUGUGUCGCUGGGCUCUUGAAGGUAGCGAGAGGGUGCUGGGAUUAAAUCAUCCACAGACUUUGACAAAUUUGAAAAAUAUGGCCUCGCUGUUGCAGCGUGCGGAAGGGGCCAGCGAAGCGGAGAGAUUACCUCGGCAUUUGAAAGUCAUGAGAUCUCGGUGA
This is a messenger RNA of Tuber melanosporum (Perigord truffle), 2487 nucleotides long. RefSeq lists its product as uncharacterized. NCBI's taxonomy places the organism in Eukaryota, Fungi, Ascomycota, Pezizomycetes, Pezizales, Tuberaceae. Gene Ontology annotation, molecular function: ADP binding; protein binding. The transcript has 4 exons. The record is from RefSeq and is a predicted model, not a curated record. Bases 1 to 2487 code for a protein of 828 amino acids.